AUGUCGGACGCGUACGAGCGCGAGCGGCAGAACAACUCGCGACUGGACGAGCUGUCCGCGAAGGUAUCCGCGCUUCGCGGCGUGACCAUUGACAUUUACGAUAACGCGCGGGACCAAGACGUCCUCGACUCAACGAGCGAUUCCUUCUCUGCCUUUUCGUCUUCCCUCAAAGGCUCUGCGUCGCGGCUGACGCGCAUGGCGGCCUCGGGCAACAAGGUCGCGGUGCUGAAGCUGAGCGGGCUUCUCAUCGGCGCCGUGCUCGUGCUGUACUUUCUGUAUCACCUGGCUUUCUAG
Messenger RNA from Ascochyta rabiei, 294 nucleotides. RefSeq lists its product as uncharacterized. Lineage: Eukaryota; Fungi; Ascomycota; Dothideomycetes; Pleosporales; Didymellaceae. Bases 1 to 294 code for a protein of 97 amino acids. The record is from RefSeq and is a predicted model, not a curated record. The transcript has 2 exons. Gene Ontology annotation, biological process: intra-Golgi vesicle-mediated transport.